UUAAGCUCUAUCUCGUUCGGUCGCGAAAGCUCAUUCCCCUGCGAGCUUUUCCAAAGCUCACGCGAAGUUAAUGACUCGACUCUGCGAGAAUUUUCACCAGUUCUAAUUAGGCUGAGUGGGACGACAGAUUGAUCGUCGAAAGUAAGUUUAUUCGUCGCGACUCCUCCGUAAUGCAGAUGGCGUGGAAUUGAGGAACCGACUCGGAGAUGUUAUUUCUUCACUGUGUUAUCCUGACUGUCCUAGUGUCUUACAUGAACUGUUGUGAUUUAGAGAGGUUCUUUAGUGAGAAACAAGUGAGCGUCGAAGAGAGCGCCUCGACGUCGCAGAUUGUUUUCCGAGGGCUGACGAUCGCCGCGAAGGCGACGCCGAAUGAUCCACGAGGCGUCUUCACGGCCCACUUCGAACUAAUAAACACUUACAAAGGCGCCGAGACGCUGGAGGCGGGAGGCAUCGGGGCGUUCAGGCGAAUCAACGUCACUUUCGUGACGCGACCGGCUGGAGAAUGUUCGGAGGGCAGCGACGUCCCGAGGGAGUACAUCAUAUUUUGUAAUCUGGAGAAUGAGGAACUUCGAGCCACUUCGAUAGCUAAAUGGGAUGAAAGCACAGAUCAGAGGGUCUGGGCAGCUUUAGGGUGGAGCGCUUGGAGCGACUGGUCGGCGUGCAGUGUGAGCUGUUCUUCCGGAAUACAACAGCGCACCCGCCACUGCCUCCGUGCCGAAUGUCCCGGAUUCAACGUGGAGCAGCGACACUGUAAUCUAUUCGGCUGCGACGAGACCGUGAAUCCUUUGGCUCUCGAGGAGCGGCGCUUCUUCCACCCUUCAAAGGAUCGUUGGCAGACGGUGCCAAACCGGCCGACGGCGUGGCGUCUCAAGCCGAAUUCUUAUAUAUGGGUGCCCUCGAUGCAACUGUUCCCCGACGCCAAGAUCCGGCCCUUUCCCCGGGAGUUCGCCCUCUUUGUCACUUUGAGAGUGCAGAACCAAAGCACAAUGGGAACAAUAUUCAGCCUGCGUUCUCGCCGCCGCCAGGACACCUAUUUAUCCUUGGAGAUCGCAGGGAUUGAUUUGAAAUUAAUUCACGCCGCAUCGAACGGCACCGAUGUGGUCCGGAUACCAAGUCAGCUGGGAGAUGGGUUAUGGCACCAGAUAGCUAUAAGCAUCCGAGAUGACAGCGUCGUCGAUAGUUAUGUGGAUUGUGAGUGGUCCAGGACUGACAUUUUGAGGUCUCACACCCUCGACAUUCCGGACGAUUCCGACCUGAUCAUCGGUUAUCUGUUUACGGGAGAUUUGGAGCAGCUAUCAAUAGUUCCUGAUCCAAGACUUGUCAGUUUGCAAUGUUCCUCGCUUCGAACACCGAUUAUCGAUCCUAGUGUCAAAGACGUCAACCAAGAGGUAUCAACAACACAAAAAAGCAUAAAACUCUCGAAAAAGAAGCGGUUCAAAGUCAGCAACAGAGUCAAAUAGGAUGUAUAACGGUGAUAAGAAAUAAUCAAAAUUUAUAAAAAAAAAACGUAAUUUAAUUAGUACAAUCAGUGCAUAUUUGUAUAUUGAAUGUUUAAUGUUUUCCGUUCGACUUUUGUAUUUAUUUAUUUAAACUAAUUUAUUCGAAUUGUUGUACCUGCAUGACAAUAGGCACUUGUUAAUAAAAACACAUCAUUUUAUCUCGUAGAGGAAUUUCGUUUCUAGACAUGGACAAUAAAUUCUGGAUGUAUUCCGACAAAACCUCUUUGUCUCAAGCUGGUUAUAGAAGUUUUAUAUUGUGUGUUAUUGUAUAAACUCGACUAUUUGUUGUUACUUGCUUUAAACUGUACUUUAUUGUAAUAAUGUAGGCGAGAUUUAACUGUUUUUAAAUAAAUUUUACCGAAGUAAAAGUG
Messenger RNA from Zophobas morio, 1870 nucleotides. RefSeq lists its product as uncharacterized. The record is from RefSeq and is a predicted model, not a curated record. The coding region runs from base 207 to 1460 and encodes 417 amino acids. NCBI's taxonomy places the organism in Eukaryota, Metazoa, Arthropoda, Insecta, Coleoptera, Tenebrionidae. The transcript has 8 exons.